Uloborus diversus is the source of this 3421-nucleotide messenger RNA. Its product is annotated as tubulin epsilon chain-like. The transcript is spliced from 21 exons. The coding region runs from base 222 to 2423 and encodes 733 amino acids. The record is from RefSeq and is a predicted model, not a curated record. Gene Ontology annotation, cellular component: cytoplasm; microtubule. Gene Ontology annotation, biological process: mitotic cell cycle; microtubule cytoskeleton organization. Gene Ontology annotation, molecular function: structural constituent of cytoskeleton; GTP binding. Lineage: Eukaryota; Metazoa; Arthropoda; Arachnida; Araneae; Uloboridae.
GUUGAAUUUCUUUCCUUAGUAAUAUUUCUUUCAAUUCUAAUAAUUUUGCCUUUUUUCCCUUUUAAACAAGAGUUAACACGAAGAAGUCAAAAUCUUAAAAAAUUCAUUCUUGUGUCGGAUCUGAUUAAUAAAUUUCCUUUGCUGUUCUGAGGAUCGAAGACCAUUGUUUUAUCUAUGAAACUUCCUACUUAAUUAUAGCCAUAUGUUCCGAAGUCUGGAAAAUGCCUCAGUCCAUUUUUGUUCAAGUUGGUCAGUGUGGAAACCAGAUAGGAUGUCGCUUUUGGGAUAUAGCUCUUCAAGAGUUCUUGGUCUGUAAAAAGGCUGUGGAUGACAUAGAGUAUUUUUUCAAACCAAAUGAUGUCCAUAAAGAUUCUGAAGGACGAUCGAUUCUUGAUGGGAUUAAAGCAAGGGCAGUGUUAAUUGAUAUGGAAGAAGGUGUAAUCUCUGAAACUCUGAGAGGUCCUUUAAAAGAUUUAUUUAGUCAUAAGCAGCUGGUGACUGAUGUCUCAGGAUCUGGAAAUAAUUGGGCUGUAGGAAAUAUGGUGUAUGGUCCUAAGUAUCAAAAUGAUAUUACAGCUUUAUUUCGAAAAGAAGCUGAAGCAUGUGAUAGCCUGCAGUGCUUUUAUCUUAUACAUUCUGUUGGAGGAGGCACAGGAUCAGGUCUAGGUACUGCUGUUCUUGAAUAUUUGUAUCAUGAAUUUCCUAAAGUACCCAGGUUUGUUUCUGCUGUUUUUCCAUCUUUGGUUGAUGAUGUUAUUACUUCUCCAUAUAAUACAGUAUUGGCUAAUAGCAAGCUGAUUGAAUUUGCUUCAUGUGUUAUUCCUUUUGAGAACAAGGCAUUGACCGACAUAUGUGUUCAAGUUUCUGCUCAAAAGUCAAAUCAAGCAUUUUUUCUCAAGUCUGGAAAAUCAAAACUUAAUGAUAUAAGAUUCACUAAUACCCUAAUGAAUGUUGAAAAAAGAAAGCCCUUUGAUGAAAUGAACAACAUUGUUGCAAAUACUCUCAUUAACUUAACAUGUUCUUCAAGAUUUCCUGGUAGUUUAAACAUUGAUGUGAAUGAAAUAGUAACAAAUAUGGUGCCUUUUCGUAAACUGCAUUACAUUGCAGUGUUAAUUGAUAUGGAAGAAGGUGUAAUCUCUGAAACUCUGAGAGGUCCUUUAAAAGAUUUAUUUAGUCAUAAGCAGCUGGUGACUGAUGUCUCAGGAUCUGGAAAUAAUUGGGCUGUAGGAAAUAUGGUGUAUGGCCCUAAGUAUCAAAAUGAUAUUACAGCUUUAUUUCGAAAAGAAGCUGAAGCAUGUGAUAGCCUGCAGUGCUUUUAUCUUAUACAUUCUGUUGGAGGAGAUAGUCCCAAAGAUGUGUUAUCAGAUUCAGGUCUGGAGAUCAAGCUGGCCAUUCCGUUUGUUCUGAAUCGUGGUCCUCAAGAUACUCCUCAACAAUCCGAGCUUGGCACAGGAUCAGGUCUAGGUACUGCUGUUCUUGAAUAUUUGUAUCAUGAAUUUCCUAAAGUACCCAGGUUUGUUUCUGCUGUUUUUCCAUCUUUGGUUGAUGAUGUUAUUACUUCUCCAUAUAAUACAGUAUUGGCUAAUAGCAAGCUGAUUGAAUUUGCUUCAUGUGUUAUUCCUUUUGAGAACAAGGCAUUGACCGACAUAUGUGUUCAAGUUUCUGCUCAAAAGUCAAAUCAAGCAUUUUUUCUCAAGUCUGGAAAAUCAAAACUUAAUGAUAUAAGAUUCACUAAUACCCUAAUGAAUGUUGAAAAAAGAAAGCCCUUUGAUGAAAUGAACAACAUUGUUGCAAAUACUCUCAUUAACUUAACAUGUUCUUCAAGAUUUCCUGGUAGUUUAAACAUUGAUGUGAAUGAAAUAGUAACAAAUAUGGUGCCUUUUCGUAAACUGCAUUACAUUGUUCCAAGUCUUUCGCCUUUGUUUUCAUUGGAUACAUAUUAUAAGCUGCAUGUUUUGUUUCAAAAUUCACUUUCUCCUGAUCACCAAUUGUUUCCUAGUCCUCUUGAAGAUGGAAUUGUAUUUGCUUCUACCUUAAUAUGCAGAGGAGACAUUUUAAUGUCUGAUGUACAAAGUACAAUUGACAGAUUAAAAGCUGAUCUAAAAUUCCCGUCUUGGAAUGAUGAUGCUUGGAAAAUAGGCUUGUGCAAGAUUCCCCAUUUUACCUGCCCACAGUCAGUUCUUUUGCUGGCUAAUACUUCAUCCAUCUCUAAAUAUUUUACAACAUUACGAGACAGGUUUUCAAAGAUGUUUCAAAAGAAGGCUCAUUUGCAUCAUUUUCUUGAAGUUCAAAACAUGGAACGAGAUAUAUUUACUUCAUCCCUUGCAAAUUUAACUAGUCUUAUUGAAGAAUAUGAAAAUGAGGCAACAAAGGCUACGAUUCCACUGCCCUCGUAUCCGUGUUAUUCUUCAUUGAAUAUAUAAAGCUGCAAUUCCAAAAUAUUGUGCCAUCUUUUUUUUUGUUUACCUCAGUUUUAUUUAUUAUGUUAUUUAUUUAAUGUCUUUACAUUUUGUGAUAAUUUUAAGAUUUUAAACUUUUACUUAUAUUUUUAAGUCAUUUCUUAUGUAUGUUUUACAUUUUACUCUUUAUGUAAGCAAGAUUUUUAAAGUCAAUACCUUUUUCAUAGUAUAAUUUACUUUUUACAAAAUAAAGUGCCUUUUCUUGCUGUGAUAUAAAGACAUAACCAAACUGAUAUUACAGAUUGAUAAUGACUCAAUGAAAAAUAGUCGCAAAAGAUAAGUCAAGAAAAAUAAUGAAAAUGCCAUUGCUUUAAGUACAGUGAAACCCCGAUUUUACAUUGUUCGUUUGAUUUGUUAUCCUACUUCUAAUUUCAUUUUCUGUUAGUCUGUGAAAAUUCCUAUACUUCUAAUGUUAAAAUAUUCUGCAUUUAAUGUUACUUUUUUCUGAAAGAUCGGCUUAAUAUGUUGUUCUGAAAACAAAUCAAAAUCAUAUCUCUCUUAUAAGUUCACAGAAACGUUCUUUUUUUUCUGGGUCUUUUUCGAGAUGAAUUUGUUUCUCGGUUGUUUGAAACUGAUCUGGUAUUCUUUCUGUUCUGUCUUACUGUCGAAGUGUCAAAAAACUGUAAAAUAAUUUUUAUUUGGAAAUACAAACGAGGAAGAUUUGCAAAAAAUUGCUUGAGUAGAACAUGUUGUUAAUGAAAUUGCUCAAGAAACAAAAUACAAAAAAAAAUUGCAGAUUUCUUUCACUAGUCCAUAACAACAUGGUUUGAUUUUUGUCCCAGCCCCCAAUUCAAGUUUUUCUGCUUGAUGCAUAUUUUAUCAGUAGUUUAACGGAAUAUGCAAAAUCAAGGUUCCACUGUAUAUAGAACAUGCUACACAUAACCAAUGUUUUAAAAAAAGUCAAUACAAUAACUCAGUAUUGAUAUUUGUUAUCUUUUAAAAUUGUAAAUGUUCCAUUUCAU